Messenger RNA from Zalophus californianus (California sea lion), 5611 nucleotides. It is a transcript of the gene SEZ6L, whose product is annotated as seizure related 6 homolog like. Gene Ontology annotation, cellular component: endoplasmic reticulum; neuronal cell body. The record is from RefSeq and is a predicted model, not a curated record. NCBI's taxonomy places the organism in Eukaryota, Metazoa, Chordata, Mammalia, Carnivora, Otariidae. The transcript has 17 exons. Gene Ontology annotation, biological process: synapse maturation. The coding region runs from base 14 to 3064 and encodes 1016 amino acids.
CCCCGCAGCCGCGAUGCCCGCGGCCCGGCCGCCCGCCGCGGUACUCGGCGGGACCUCGCUGCUCCUCGCCCUGCUCCUGGGGAGCCCCGCGGCAGCUCUGGCGGGAGAUGGGCCCCGGGAAGGAGACACUGGCCCUUCGGGUGCUUCCCUUCUGCCCUCGGGAGCGCUGGGGAGUAGCAGCGGUCUGAGCAAAGAGAGCCUCGAAGAGAAAGUGACUUUGGCCCCUCUGAAUCCAGCGCAGUCGGGGGAAGAUCUUCGAGAGCCGGGGCUAGAAGGGGCAGUCCCUUCGGCCGCCCUGUCCACGCGGCUGCCGGAGGAGGCCGCCACCAAGCGCGCCCUCCCCUCCGGGAAGAAGCUGCCUUCGCUCAAGCAGGUGAACUCGGUCAGGAAACAGCUGCGGCCCAAAGCCACCUCCACUGCAGCUGUCCAGAGGGCGGCGUCCCCGCCUGCAUCCUCGGGCCUGGGGCUCCUCUCCUCCGACACCGAGAAGCCCCGCGCCCCGGGAGACCCCGAGCCCGCCGCCUCCGAGGAGCCCCUCUGGCUGGACCGGAAGGCAGGUGCAGUCCCCACGACGCCCGCACCCCUGCAGAUCUCCCCCUUCACCUCGCAGCCCUACAUGGCCCACACGCUCCCCCAGAGGCCCGACCCCGGGAAGUCUGCGGCGCCUGAUGAUGCCCCCGAGGCUCCCCCAGAAGAUGCCAGUCCCAUGACCUUAAUGGACAAAGGCGAGAACGAACUGACCGGAUCAGCCUCAGAGGAGAGCCAGGAGACCACGACAUCCACCAUCAUCACCACCACAGUCAUCACGACUGAGCAGGCCCCGGCUCCCUGCAGUGUGAGCUUCUCCGAUCCUGAAGGGUACAUCGACUCCAGUGACUACCCACCGCUGCCCCUCAGCGGCUUCCUGGAGUGUACGUACAACGUGACGGUCUACACUGGCUACGGUGUGGAGCUCCAGGUGAAGAGCGUGAACCUGUCUGACGGCGAGCUGCUCUCCAUCCGCGGGGUGGAUGGUCCCACCCUGACUGUCCUGGCCAACCAGACUCUCCUGGUAGAGGGACAGGUUAUCCGAAGUCCCACCAACACCAUCUCUGUCUACUUCCGGACCUUCCAGGAUGACGUCCUUGGGACUUUUCAGCUGCACUAUCAGGCCUUCAUGCUGAGCUGCAAUUUUCCCCGCCGGCCCGACUACGGGGAUGUCACGGUGAUGGACCUGCACCCGGGCGGGGUGGCCCACUUCCACUGCCACCUGGGCUAUGAGCUCCAGGGCGCCAAGACGCUGACUUGCAUGAACGCCUCCAAGCCACACUGGAGCAGCGAGGAGCCCGUCUGUUCAGCCCCUUGUGGAGGGGCUGUGCACAAUGCCACCAUUGGCCGGGUCCUCUCCCCAAGUUACCCAGGAAACACUAAUGGGAGCCAGUUCUGCGUGUGGACCAUCGAAGCUCCAGAGGGCCAGAAGCUACACCUGCAUUUCGAGAGGCUGUCAUUGCAUGAGAAGGACAGGAUGAUGGUCUACAGUGGCCCCACCAACAAGUCUGCUCUUCUCUAUGACUCCCUCCAAACCGAGAACGUCCCCUUUGAGGGUCUGCUGAGUGAGGGCAACAGCAUCCGCAUUGAGUUCACCUCUGACCAGGCACGAGCAGCCUCAGCCUUCAACAUCCGGUUCGAGGCCUUUGAGAAGGGCCACUGUUAUGAGCCCUACAUUCAGAAUGGGAAUUUCACCACAUCUGACCCGACCUAUAACAUCGGAACCAUAGUGGAGUUCACCUGCGACCCCGGCCACUCUCUGGAGCAGGGUCCAGCCAUUAUCGAGUGCAUCAAUGUGCGAGACCCCUACUGGAAUGACACAGAGCCCCUAUGCAGAGCCAUGUGUGGUGGGGAGCUCUCUGCCGUGGCCGGGGUGGUGCUGUCCCCAAACUGGCCAGAGCCGUAUGUGGAAGGUGAAGAUUGUAUCUGGAAGAUUCACGUAGGGGAGGAGAAACGGAUCUUCUUAGAUAUCCAGUUCCUGAACCUGAGCAACAGCGACAUCCUGACUAUCUAUGAUGGCGAUGAGGUCAUGCCUCACAUCUUGGGGCAGUACCUUGGGAACAGUGGUCCCCAGAAGCUGUACUCAUCCACGCCGGACUUAACCAUCCAGUUCCACUCGGACCCUGCUGGCCUCAUCUUUGGGAAAGGCCAGGGAUUUAUCAUGAACUACGUAGAGGUAUCAAGGAAUGAUUCCUGCUCAGACCUGCCGGAGAUCCAGAACGGCUGGAAAACCACCUCUCAUACGGAGCUUGUGAGAGGAGCCAGAAUCACGUACCAGUGUGACCCGGGCUAUGACAUAGUGGGGAGUGACACCCUUACCUGCCAGUGGGACCUCAGCUGGAGCAGCGACCCCCCGUUUUGUGAGAAAAUUAUGUACUGCACCGACCCCGGGGAAGUGGACCACUCGACCCGCUUAAUUUCGGAUCCCGUGCUGCUGGUGGGCACCACCAUCCAAUACACGUGCAACCCUGGCUUUGUGCUGGAGGGGAGCUCUCUUCUAACCUGCUACAGCCGAGAGACUGGCACGCCCAUCUGGACGUCGCGCCUACCCCACUGUGUUUCGGAAGAGUCCCUGGCGUGUGACAACCCUGGCUUGCCCGAAAACGGUUACCAAAUCCUGUAUAAGCGGCUCUACCUGCCAGGAGAGUCCCUCACCUUCAUGUGCUACGAAGGCUUUGAGCUCAUGGGCGAAGUGACCAUUCGAUGCAUCCUGGGACAGCCAUCCCACUGGAACGGGCCCCUGCCCGUUUGUAAAGUUAAUCAAGACAGCUUUGAACAUGCAUUAGAAGUAGCAGAAGCAGCAGCUGAGACAUCGCUGGAAGGGGGAAAUAUGGCACUGGCUAUCUUCAUCCCAGUCCUCAUCAUCUCCUUACUGCUGGGAGGAGCCUACAUUUACAUCACCAGAUGUCGCUAUUACUCCAACCUCCGCCUGCCCCUGAUGUACUCCCACCCCUACAGCCAGAUCACCGUGGAAACCGAGUUUGACAACCCCAUUUAUGAGACAGGGGAAACCAGGGAGUAUGAAGUUUCCAUUUAAGGAGAGCUGCUCCUGAGAAGGGAGCUCACAGAUCAGAACUCAACUACAACCUCCUUGAGAAAUUCAUCCAGAGACCACGUGGCAUUUGAUCGAAACCCCAGAAUGUUGUCCGUCUUUUCUUUAGACUCUUUAUUGAAGAUUCACUGUUUUCUUUGCUGUAUUUAUUAUAUUUAAAAUCGAAAUAGGUGUGUUUGGAGGGGUCGCAGCUGCGGCCAAAUCCAUGUGACAAUCUCCUUUCCAAAGGCAGGCGGAUGACCUGCAAAAUGACCAACAUGGCAGCAAAGGGGGGAAAAAAAGCAGCUGGGUUUCCCCAUCAGCAGGGGCCAUCAUCUGCAGCUCUUGCUGCAUCAAAUUGCACGCAUUUGGGAUCCACGCCCUUGGUGCUUUUAGGACAAAUCCAAGCCCCAGGAUUAGGUUGGAAAGGGUAUCUCUUGAUGGAUUAACUUGGGUCGGACUUUAGCUUGAACAGGUCUGCUCCAAAACAAAUCCCGGGUCUGCUCUUCCAAAUGCUCUCAGCUUCUAGAAGGUCUCGCCACAUCCCCUCCUCCCAUGAUCCUUCCAAAGGCGGCAAAGGUGUGACCAUGAGCAUUCUCGUCUGCCACCCUGGCCUCAUUGGAUGCUGGCAGAAUCAGAAAAUGUUGCAGGGUGGAUGAGAGAUUUGAGAAUUCAGAGAGAGUGUGGGGGUGAGGGGGGGCAUUGAGUGAGGGGAUCAAGUUAGUAAAACGUUCUUUCCUCUGACCCUCCACCAAUAAUGAAAGGGAAGGGAAUUUAUGCUACAGGUGACAGAACCAAUCCCUUUGUUCAGCGGGGGCCCCCUCAAGCUGUGACUGUAGAUGCCCAUGGGGAGCUUCACCCACAUAGUUACAUAGUCCAUAUUUUGGUAGCUUGUCUAGGCAGUUCUGGAGCAAGGGUAGGGCAGUUGGUUUUGACAUACACAUUGCCUCCUCCUGGAUAGAAGCUUGGGCUUCAAUUUUGGGGGACCUGAGGCCCAAUACUUUCCUUCUGCCAGAAAAGAAUCCUGCUCAUAUGCUCCUUAAGGCAUGCAUUCAUGACACACAGCAAGAGAUAGUUCAAGGCUGCUUUCCAGCCACCCAAAACCCACCCCAUUUUAUGCAAACAAAAACAAAAACAAGAAACAACCAGAGAAUUGUUCCAGACCAUUAGUAAGUAAUGUCAUGUUUGGAGAAGGUCCAACGAUGCAAAUAAUGUAACCUUUCUUUUAAAAGGCAGAAUCCAGUCUUUGCUUUUAUUUCCAUUUGAUGCUUAUUCUAACCCUAACCCUGGGUCAUCUGGAAGGAAGAACUCUAUUAAUGAUAUUUAAUUUUAGAACAUACUAUGGUUACGUGCAAACUAAACAUUUGUCUUUUGUCGAGACUGACAAAAUAUGAAAUCUUUAUUCUAACCCUGUUCCCUAAAAGUGGCCCAAGAAUCCUUAUUGGCUGUUGGAGGAAUAGAAAAGGUGUUGAUUUUUUUUUUUUCAGGAUACCGAUGUCUUAGUUUUGUCUUAGUAGUACAACGCCUAUGACCAUGUUUUACAAGUUUAUUUUCACCACAGAUGGAUCGUGUGAGCUUGGCAAUGUACAGUGUGAUUGGAAAGACAGGUUGGUGUCUGUUUUUCUUUUUAGGAUAUCUGAAUGUGUAUUUGUAAUAUGUAAAGGUAAAAACAUAAUAAUUGUGCCAAAAAUGUACUGGGCAUCUCAUUUCAGCUCAUACGUGUCUGUUUUUAUAAGAUCAAUGUCAAAACCCCUUGGGAUUAAAUAUUUUUGAACAGGAUACAAUCUUGAGCAACUCAAGAACCAACUGAACCUUCCUACAAGCCACUCUUUGUUUUUAAAACAGUGGGGAAAUACGUUUACAAAGAUUUCGAGCUUCAAAGAAUGCAUGUGAUGGUGUGUAUUACAUGCUAAUUCAUAUAAGCUGUAUCUGUCAGCUACCGCCCUGUGCUUUAAAAAUGCACACACUCGAUCCCUUUCAUCUUGGAGCUCCUCUUUUUGCUUUUUUUUGGGGGGGUGGGGAGGAGUAGAAUUAUUUAGCCAACAUAAGUAUGCUGGUUGCAACUUGAGGGCCAUCCUACUUAGUUCCAUAGACAUGCUUUAAAUAUGAUCUUUUUAAAGCCAGCUCCGUGGAAAGUCUCCAGUAACUCAGGCUGACAGCUUUGGAAACUGCAAAACUGCCCAGCAGGAAGCAAAGCAGCAACAUAAUUAGGAUGGGUUGUAUAAGCAGAAGUGACUUGGCAAAUAUAUGGGUAGAUUAAGGCUGCGCAUAAGCCUUGGGCAAAAAUGACCUUUCUUUGGGGGUAAAUCCGAAGGGUAUGACUUUCCUAUGCCCUUGAGAAGUCAUGGGGGUGGGGGACGGGGCAGUCAUGCGAGGUCAGAUAUUAUGGAGUUGUCCAGCACCCUCAAAGGUAGGCUUUCUCCUGGGACGUUUUCACUUUCAUUUUAUCCCCAAACAGAAUAAAAAGCAAAACAAACUUUCUAAGCUAGAAUAAUGAAGUUAAGUCAUUUUCCACUUUGUAUAUAUUGAUGCUAAUAAAACAAAUGAAAAAGA